GCCGUGGUGACGGAUGACUGGUAUAAACAGGAAGUGAGCGUGAGUUCACUAUUGUGCUCCUUGAAGCCCGAGCGGUGAUCCAGUUCGCCAGCUACGAACCGAAGGCAGAGGGGCAGCUGAAAAGAAUGACCCAUUAAAUGACUCGCUGUCAUUAGAGAAGCACCAACGAUGCCCCGAAGUAGGCUGCCAUGGCGAUAAGGAGCAAUCCCUCGCGCUCCGUCUCCGCCCUCUUCUGUCGUUAUGAACCCCAACGACGCCUCGGCUCGCUGUGAGGACGGCUCUGUCGACGACCCGAUGGACGACUGGCUCUUCCUCUCCACCGACUCCGUUGUCCGUGCGGAGGUGAGCGAGGAGAACCCGGAGGCCGAGGACCGAGGCCCACUCAAAACCAAGCUGAUCUCUGUGUGGAACAGCGUCAAAUAUGGCUGGUCCCUGAAGCACAAAUCCAAAUUCAGCAAGAGCUCUGCUGUGAUCAUGUUCGGCCAAUCGUACGAGCUCCGGGAUCACGAUGAGCGGGAGAACUUCCGCCGCUCCUUCGCGGCCGUCCUGUGGUUGACGUACCGACGGGGUUUCCCUCAGCUGGCCGGCGCCUCUCUGACCAGCGACAGCGGCUGGGGCUGCGUGCUGCGCACGGGCCAGAUGCUGCUGGCUCAGGGACUCCUCCUACACCAGGUGCCACCAGGUUGCACUCGGUGCGUGGGCUACCACGCCGUCAAAGACGACCUGGACCUCCCAUCGGCUUGCCCCGCGGACGCCGCGCGGCGUGGACUGGCCGCAAAGGAAGGGCCGAACAGGAUGGGUCGAAACCUGAGCUUGGAUUCCCUCAUGGACCGGCCCAAGGAGGCCCCUCUGAGGAGGGUGGUGUCGUGGUUCGCGGACUGCCCCACGGCCCCUUUCGGGAUUCACAAGCUGGUGGAGCUGGGCAAAAGCUCCGGGAAGAAGGCUGGCGACUGGUACGGCCCGUCCAUCGUGGCACACAUCCUCCGGAAAGCAGUGGCAGCAUCAGCGGCCCUUCCCGAUCUAGUCGUGUAUGUCGCACAAGAUUGCACCAUCUACUUGGAGGACGUCAAGAGGUUGUGCGAGCGGCCUCCUCCUCAGGCCUGGAAGGCUGUCAUCAUCCUGGUUCCUGUGCGACUUGGAGGACAAGAGCUCAACCCCUCCUACAUCACCUGUGUGAAAAAACUGUUGAGUUUGCAGUGCUGCAUCGGGAUCAUCGGGGGCAAACCCAAGCACUCUUUGUUCUUCAUCGGCUUCCAGGAUGACCACGUGCUGUACUUGGACCCUCACUACUGUCAGCCCACGGUGGAUGUGACCAGGGACAACUUUCCUUUGGAGUCCUUUCACUGUAAAUAUCCCAGGAAAAUGGCUUUCUGUCGCAUGGACCCCAGCUGUACCAUAGGGUUCUACGCCAAAGGCCAAAAGGACUUUGAAUCCCUGUGCACAGACGUUAAUGAGGCUCUCUCCAUAUCUGCAGAAACGUACCCCAUGUUCAUAUUUGCUGAAGGAAAGGGUCAGGAGGAGGAACGGGAAGGAACCAACGUUGUCCAAAACAAUAUCGCCUACAUCCAGAGGAAGAAUGAACGGAGAAGAGUCGACACCAGCAACAGCAUGGACGAGUUUGUUCUGCUGUGAAACAGUGAUGAUCAAAGCCGUACGACACUGUAACUGUGUGCCACCUACUGAGCGUCAUUUUUAUUUAUUGCUAUUGUGUGCUCACCUGUAUUUAUUGUUUUAAGAGAAGAAUAUUUAAUUGAAGGACUUUGAAGAAUGACUUUCUAUUUUUCCAUCUCAAACUUAACAACAUAAGUUAAUUAAAAAUAAUUUUCUCAAAGGGGGAAAACUUGAGGCGAGUGUUGUGAGAUACACAGCCUCACUGUGGCGUGUCAUGUGAUGAGAAAUGCGAGGCCUUUAGUUUAUCAAAUUGGAUUCCUGUUAACAUGUGACACGCGCAUGAGAAACCCACUCCGACUUCACUGGGGAAGAAGUCUGAUGUUGUGGAUGCCUCCUCAGAAGAAAACAACACAACGUACCGACUACUCAUCAGCUGGAACUUUUUUUUUUUUUUCUCUCCCUUUUAUCUAAAUAAACGGCUCACCAAAAAACAGCCACUCCUUUGUAUUUCUUUAAUGUGUUCCUGGCAAUUGAGGCCCUCAGAAGAGCCCCCGUCCCUCUCUUCGGUCCCUACAAAGUCAGAGAGAGCAGAUGCAUUGUAGACAUUCAGGACCUUUUCACCAAAGCCUCUAGUGACUGGUGGAUGUUUUUUUUCUUCUUUCCUCAGCAUAUUGUAGCGAUCAUGAAUCGUGUGUGUCUUUGAAAUGGUUGCUAGGUGAAAGUGCCUCUCGGUGGCCUUGUGGUUAUAGAAUAAUCGCAGCGGUAGGAAGUCACAUCCCGCCGCUUUCCUUCAGUGCCGGAAACAAAUGAGUGAAAGUCCUGAAGGUAACCUCCAAGGUCACUAUGAGACUUUUGGCUCUACGCUUCUUUCUGGCACCGCGCUGGAGAGUUCCUCCACACGGAACCCUGCAGAUUAAAGACAAAGACCUGAUCACACCUCCCUUUAAAUGACCGGUCACAUGUCAAUGGGCCACCAGCACACUGCAGGACUUCUUCAUCAAGCAACAUUGAUAGAAAACACAUGAUGAAAGUGGACGUUGACAAUGUG
Pungitius pungitius (ninespine stickleback) is the source of this 2659-nucleotide messenger RNA. Its product is annotated as cysteine protease atg4da-like. The transcript is spliced from 11 exons. Lineage: Eukaryota; Metazoa; Chordata; Actinopteri; Perciformes; Gasterosteidae. Gene Ontology annotation, molecular function: protein-phosphatidylethanolamide deconjugating activity. Bases 241 to 1632 code for a protein of 463 amino acids. The record is from RefSeq and is a predicted model, not a curated record.